Molecule: messenger RNA, 2757 nt
Organism: Mollisia scopiformis
Lineage: Eukaryota; Fungi; Ascomycota; Leotiomycetes; Helotiales; Mollisiaceae
Product: putative NADH dehydrogenase
Exons: 5
Molecular function (GO): protein binding; NADH dehydrogenase activity; calcium ion binding
Source: RefSeq, a predicted model, not a curated record
UCUUCAACUGCUUCCACAGCCACACCUCUGCGACAUGCUUUCGAGAGACGCGCAGAGGAUGUCAAGCCGCUGAAAAGGUACGAUUCUUCCAAUAUAUUCCAACUAACUGUGGCAUCCAUCGAUAGUGACAUAAAUGCUCUCAUCUUCGAUUAUCUCAACACCGAAGGUUAUCCUUCUGCGGCAGCCAAGUUCUCAAAGGAAGCAAACCUCAAGCCGCAGCAAGGGGAGGAGUCCUUACUGGCGCGACGACAAAUAAUACAAUCAAUACAUGCUGGGGAGAUCCAAGAAGCUAUUGAAGCUCUCAACGAUCUCGAACCUCAGCUCAUUCGAACCUGCAACGCAACACCUGGAGGUGAUAUUACUCCAGCGUUGGCUUUCGCGACAACUCAACUGGCACCUCGUGCACCCACCAACAAGGAGUUUAUGGAAGAUUUAGAAAGGACCAUGGCACUUCUAGUCUUCCCUUCGGAUACCCUCGAGGCACCUCUCGCUGCUCUUCUUAAGCCAACCCUCCGCCGGGAAGUUGCAGACAGGGUCAAUAAGGCUAUACUGAGUUCGCAAAACAAUCGACGGGAUGCGGCUAUCAGAAGUCUUGUGCGCCUGAGAGCCUGGGCUGAGGAUACAGCGAGACAAAUUGUUGGCUCCACAUAUCCCCGAAAUAGGCAAUCAAUUGGUGCAAUGCUCCGGCGGCAACCCGUGGGGUACAUUGCGCGGUUUGCGAGGGCAGAACCUGCAAGGACCACAGCUCAUACUUCCAGACCAGCAAGUGUAUCGUACAUAUUAGCAAGCUCAAGAUCAUAUACCUUCCCCAGUCGACUACUGCGAACGAAACCGGCGUUCCGCGAAGCACAAUGGCGACAGCUCCUCUCCCGCGACAUUAUACGGUCUGUCUCAGGUAAACCUCUACCGCAGCGACGGUCGUGGGUCGUCAACUUCGUAUAUCGUUCUGCAGCAUGGCUAGGGGGCUCAAUCACCAUUCUUGGAGUCGGUGUGGUAGCGUUCUUCCUCUACGAUGCUUCAACUUAUCGGGAGGAUCUUUCAUACAGAGAUAUACAAGUCUCUGAAAUAGCGUUAAGCCCUCGAAGAGGUGGUCCGAAGAACCUGCCAAUUGCAGAAGUUCAAAUUGACGAUGAUGACUGCUUGGAAAUGCAAAAGCAGAAGGAUAAGCCCAAACUAGUUGUACUUGGAGGUGGAUGGGGGAGCGUUGCGCUGCUCAAGACACUCAAUCCUGAAGAAUACCAUGUCACACUGGUCUCACCGACGAAUUACUUUCUAUUCACGCCAAUGCUCCCCUCGGCCACUGUUGGCACGCUCGAGUUUCGAUCCUUAGUUGAACCUAUUAGACGAAUAGUGAGCCGCGUCCGAGGGCACUUCAUUCGAGCACAAGCAGAUAGCAUUGAGUUUUCUGAGAAGUUGGUGGAGGUGUCCCAAAAGGACAAACAUGGCAACGAGGUCCGAUUCUACCUGCCUUAUGAUAAGCUUGUCAUUGGUGUUGGGUCUACCACGAAUCCUCACGGCGUCAAAGGACUGGAGAACUGUCACUUCCUCAAGGACAUUGAUGACGCACAGAAGAUCAGGAACCAUAUCUUGACGAAUCUAGAGUAUGCAUGUCUUCCCACCACGUUGGACGAGGAGAGAAGGCGACUGCUCUCCUUUGUCGUAUGCGGUGGAGGACCUACAGGUGUGGAGUUCGCUGCUGAAUUGUUUGAUCUACUCAACGAGGAUCUCACUUCACACUUUCCUAAGCUCUUACGAAACGAAAUCUCCGUGCAUCUCAUUCAAAGUCGAGGACAUAUUCUGAAUACUUAUGACGAGGCUGUCUCGAAGUAUGCCGAAGACCGUUUCAGCCGUGACGAGGUUGACAUUCUCACAAAUUCCCGAGUGAAAGAAGUGACUCCUGAGAAGAUCUUCUUUACUCAAAAGGGAGAAGCCGGAGAGACUAUUACGAAAGAAUUGCCAAUGGGAUUUUGUCUUUGGUCAACUGGUGUUUCUCAGACUGAGUUCUGUCAAAAAGUCGCAACCGCGCUUGGAUCGUCCCAGACGAACCGACACGCUCUGGAGACAGAUACCCAUCUUCGACUCAAUGGCACUCCGCUUGGAGAUGUAUACGCUAUUGGAGACUGUGCCACAGUGCAGAACAACGUGGCAGACCACCUCGUCACAUUCCUUCGUACUCUAGCUUGGGAGAAGGGCAACGACCCUGAGACUAUGCACAUCACUUUCAGCGAAUGGCGUGAAGUUGCUCAGAAAGUCCGAAAACGCUUUCCUCAAGCAGCAGAUCAUUUAAAGCGGCUAGACAAGCUCUUUGCAGCAUAUGACAAGGAUCAAUCUGGUACUCUUGACUUCGGAGAAAUGCGCGAGCUCCUGAUGCAAAUUGACAGCAAAUUGACCUCUUUACCAGCAACGGCCCAGCGCGCACAUCAACAGGGUCAAUAUCUGGGCCACAAGUUCAACAAGAUGGCUAGAGCAGCGCCUGGACUACGAGUUAAUGAUGUCCGAGAUGGUGACUUAGAUGAGGCCGUUUACAAGGCUUUCGAAUAUCACCAUCUCGGAAGUCUAGCUUAUAUAGGCAAUUCGGCAGUUUUCGACUGGGGCGGUGGAUGGAAUUUUGCUGGGGGUCUCUGGGCUGUGUAUGCUUGGCGAAGUGUGUAUUUUGCCCAGAGCGUGAGUCUGAGAACGAGAAUUCUGUUAGCCAUGGAUUGGGCGAAGAGAGCGUUGUUCGGGAGAGGUAAGUUUCUGUCUGCGCAAAAUAAUUGA